Columba livia (rock pigeon) is the source of this 7337-nucleotide messenger RNA. RefSeq names its product BCL2 interacting protein 2 (gene BNIP2). Bases 491 to 1459 code for a protein of 322 amino acids. Lineage: Eukaryota; Metazoa; Chordata; Aves; Columbiformes; Columbidae. Gene Ontology annotation, cellular component: cytoplasm. The transcript has 16 exons. The record is from RefSeq and is a predicted model, not a curated record. Gene Ontology annotation, biological process: apoptotic process.
CUUUCCGCGGCGCGGGCGAGGCCGCGGUCCGUCCCGUCCCACCUCCCGCCAGGUGACAAAUGAUAGUGCUUUCCUGCCUGAGGCUUUAAGGUGAAGUAUCCAAACCAACUACUUAGUCUGCAUGUUUAGUAAGAUACUGACAACCUGAAUUCAGCUUAUCUGAUGUUGAUCUUGGAACUUGACUUCUAAGUUGUUUGCAGUUGUACCACCUGGUAUUUAGUGAACAAUUGCUUUCAAAUCUACCUUAACGAGAAGUUGCUGAUGAGAAUUCUGCCAACACAGCCCAGAGUUUCAACUGGCUUGGACUCGUAUGUCAGCAGAAUGGCUUUUUGUGUUCCAUUGUUGAGGAUUCCUUGUUACUGGUGAUGGGUGAGCCUGAAAAAACACAGCUUGACUUGCACAUCACAGGCUCCUCUUUAGCCCACUGUCCUGAAGACAACAGGUUCUGGCUGAUUAGGAGUCUCUACUAGCAACUCAAGUUGGCUGGAGAAUGGAAGGUGUUGAGUUUAAGGAAGAAUGGCAAGAUGAAGAUUUUCCAAGACCCCUGCCAGAGGAUGAUCCUGUUGAGUCAGAUAUAUUGGCUGCAACUGGAACAGAAAGUGAAGCUGGGGUCAAUGCAACCAAAGCAAGGAAGAAGCUAACGGCUCCAGAUAUCAGCUUAACUUUGGAUCACAGUGAGGAAUCUGUUUUGUCUGAUGACUUGGAUGAGAGUGGGGAGAUUGAUUUGGAUGAUUUAGAUACUCCUUCAGAAAACAGCAAUGAGUUUGAAUGGGAAGAUGAUCUUCCAAAACCAAAAACUACUGAUGUAAUUAGGAAAGGAUCACUUACUGAAUACACUGUGGCAGAGGAGAAGGAUGAUGGUCGACGCUGGCGAAUGUUUAGGAUUGGAGAACAGGACCAUAGGGUGGACAUGAAGGCAAUUGAACCAUAUAAAAAAGUUAUCAGUCAUGGUGGUUAUUACGGUGAUGGGUUAAAUGCCAUUGUUGUGUUUGCAGUUUGCUUUAUGCCUGAAAGCAGCCAGCCUAACUACAGAUAUCUGAUGGACAAUCUAUUUAAAUAUGUAAUUGGCACUUUAGAGCUAUUAGUAGCAGAGAACUAUAUGAUAGUUUACCUGAAUGGUGCAACAACACGGAGAAAAAUGCCAAGUUUAGGCUGGCUUAGGAAAUGUUACCAGCAAAUUGAUAGAAGGUUAAAGAAAAAUCUGAAAUCAUUAAUCAUAGUUCAUCCUUCCUGGUUCAUCAGGACACUUCUGGCCAUCACAAAGCCUUUUAUUAGCUCAAAAUUCAGCCAAAAAAUUAGGUAUGUCUUUACCCUGGCAGAACUAGCUGAACUCAUCCCCAUGGAAUACGUUGGCAUCCCAGAAUGCAUAAAACAGUAUGAAGAAGAAAAGUUUAGAAAGAAACAGAAAAGAGUUGACCAAGAGCUGAAUGGAAAACAAGAGCAGAAAAGUGAACAGUAAGUCUGGAGUCCAGACGAGACUGAAGAAUAUGCAGAUGGAAUGAUGCUAUUUUUGCUCUAUUACAAUGCAUUCUUUCUGUGUGUAUAUUAUAUAAGCUGUUGCAAAAGGUGCUUGAUUUCUUUGGACUAGCACACAAUGGACUGCUUACUGCUGUAUUGGUUUGUCUUGACUUUAACAGCUAUGUUUAUGUAAUCAUUUUGUAUUGCUAAAUGUCAAAGAACUCUGUUUUCAGAGGAUGUUCUUGCAGUUGUUAAUCUAAAUGAUGCAUGUUCUUCAGUAAAAUAUUUAUAUACCUAGAUGUUAAAGGAAAGAGAUAAUAUAUAUUUAUAUGACUGAGCAAUAUAUUGUGUGUACCUGCUGAAGAAAUUUGUUUGCAGGUAGACAAGGCCAUAAGUUACUUGUUGUUAUUGUAUAAAUUUGUCUUGCUGUAAAUGGUCAAGUGCAUUUCUUUGUUGUCACAGGAACUUUAAUUUGUUUGGAUAUUAACAGUCACAUAAUGUAUUCUUUCACAAAUGUGAAGGUUUUGUUCACAGAGCUAAUACAAGCAGUACUCAUUUACCUCACCAGAACGAGCUUGAGCUUUGGUGUCUUUUAGUCCAUUUUUCAGAAUGCAGAACUGCAGUUCUGUGAACUUCAGUCUGGCCAAAGGGCUUAAACCUAAGCCACAAUAGAAGCUGAACUGUUUGAAUAGCUGGUAAGAUAUUGAUAUUGGACGUUUCUCAAUUUAAGUUGCAAAUUUAGGUUGUGCUUCAGUAAAUCAAGCUUAUCGCAGCUACUAGUAGGAAAUGAGUUCACUGCAGUUCUUCCUGGGAGAAUAUUGGUUGUCACCAGUAGGAACUCCGGUCGCACUCAGUAGAGCUUGGGAGUUGCAUACAUACUCUAGCCAUAUCAUCAAUUGUUUGCAGAGGUAUGGGGAGUCUUAUGCUACCUGUGUCAUGCUUGUAGGUGAAACUUCUGUUUCUAAAGCUCUUACUUUGGCAUAUGAUACCAGCACUAAUGUCACUUAAAAAAACAUAUUUAAAGGUUGAGGGUUUUUUCUCUCCCCACAAUGGUAGUAAACCUGUGUAAACCUUGUUCUUGGACACAUGACUAUUGUUCAUAGGUUUAUUGGGACAACGAUAAUGCACUGGUUGAUAUGAUGAAAAAGUUUGUAACAUCUUUUGAUAGUUAUUGCUGUUUCCCUGUAAGAACAGGUGUAUGCAAAAAAAAUCCACUGAGGAGUUAAGCAAUAUAAUAUUGUAGCAAAUGUAUUAAAUCUUCGCUUUUGUUUUUUAUUGUGCUGACAAUUUUGUCUUAAUUCCGAAAAUACUGGUUCUCGAUUAUAUGAAAGGUUACUGUUGUACAGUUAUUAAAAAAAAAGUUGCAUUCAACUUGAUUGCUACCUGCCACUGCUAAUCAAAGGAGAGUUCUGUGGUUAAGACUUAUUACCAAUUAAUCUGUUGUCUCAAACGAUACCUGUGUAGAGUAUACUCAUUAUGUCUCUAGGAGCUUAAGUCUGCAAUUCAGAGACUUUCAUCUCAAGAUAGAGGUAAUUUUGUUACAGUAGCUUCUGUAUCACAGUUUCAAAGAGAUUAAUAUGCAGGUUUGUUCUCUUUCUCUAAUUUCAAGUUGCCUUGCAUCCGUUUCAUCACGUUUGGAUCUUGCAUUGAAAGCAGAACACAAAUGUGAGCAGUUUCUUUGGGGCUGUCUUAAUGUAAAGUUCCACUUGGUGAAUUUGACACAGCCUGUUUACUCCUGAUACUUGCAGAGGUGGUUGUGCGUGAACAUGCAAACCUGUAAACCUUCCUGAUUUUGACUGAUUCUAUGUGGCUCCUAAGCUAGAUACUAAGCAUUGUGAUCAUCUAAUUUCAAAAUUUUCCUGAUUAAAAAAGUAUUAUUCUCAGUAAAAUCAUGUUCUUAGUGGAAGGAUAGUUCUAUAUGUCUGGUUCCUUCCUGUGUGUAUAGUGCAGUAUAAAGUAGCCAGUCCUCUGCAUAGGCCAUAUUAGCAAAUGAUGGGAUUGUCAUUGUUGUCUCUCGUGGUGGCUGAGUGAUUCUACAGUUCCAUGCUGCAGUAGCGCUGUUUCUUUUUGGAAAUGUAUAUGUGCUUACCUAGUGAUUUCUGUAGGAUUUUUCUGAAUGAAUAUACAACAUGACAGAUUUUCUGUCCCUAAGGAUAGCAACUUGAGAAACAGUUUCAGUACAGAUUUAUUCCCCUCUGACCUUUUGCAACCCAUCAUUUAAUGGUGAGGUGGAUGUUUACAAAAAGAGAAAAGAGAAAAGGUCCUGAGGUUAUCUUGGACACAAAUGGGUAGCUUUUUUUGUCACACUUAUAUUAAAUCUGUAAAAUAAUAUAUUUUAAUAUUUAAAAACAUGAAAAGUUGGAAUGUCUUAAAUGUUAUUUGAAAACCUGGAUCACUUAGUGAUAAGAUACUGUAUUGUACAGAAUUCACCUUUCAGUGAUACUUCAUUCUAGAAGUAAAACUUAGGUUGCCAGAACACAGUUAGGGCCCUGACAAGAAAAUAUAAUUUGCUAAGUCACUAAUAUACCUUUGAUUUGAAGAUCUCGUGAGUUUGUUUAUACACACACUGUGGGAUUGGACUAGAUGAUCUUUUGUGGUCUCUUCCAAUCCCUAACAUUCUGUGAUACAUGUAUAUGUGUAUAUAUAUGUGGUAAUAAUUAAUUAGUUACCUUCUGUUAUUACUGUGUGCAACUGAAAUGGAGAUGUUUGAGUGGCCUUUCUGUGCGUAGAUGUGACAUUGUAUAAAUUGAUUUCUACAACUGGGUAAGUACAGAGGUGGCAAAGAUAUUUUAGAGAAAGUGUCGUUGAAAGCUGGUGUGGGUAGACUGUAUAUUGCUUGAAGGUUCUUGAUGUCCUGUGUAGCAUGGCAAAGCUGUGUUCUGUUGGAAGGUAGUGGAGGAGAAUGUAUGAGGAUUUAGUGCUGAAGCAGACUGAAGUCUUUGAGACUCUGGGAUGUUAAAAUGGAGGAAAGUUUUUGGUUCCAAAAAGCUUAGAACUAGUUAGAGUAAUAUGUAACCUGCUUCAUAACAAUGCAGUUUAGCUUUUUUAUUUUUUUUCAGUGAAAUAGUGAAGAAUAGUACUUCUUAAUGUGAGGAACUUUGUGCUGAGAAACAGUAGUUAUGUUCUGAAUUGCACACAAUUGCCUGUAUUUGUUAGCACGUUUCAGCAAGUUUGUUGCAUCGUGCACUUCAAUGCUGUAAUGAAAGCUUGAAACCUCUCAGCACUUGUCAGGCUUCAAGAUUAGAUGACAUGUAGGUGGUGAUGGAAUCUUUUAUGAAAUGACCUUGAAGUGUGUCAUAGGGAGGAGAGAGUGGCAUUGGUGCCUAGUCAUAUGUCAGUUUCACUGAUGUCAUCUGCUUACAUGUCUGUAGCUAACAGAAAAUAAUGGAACUACAUUGUGAGUGGGCACUUUCUAAACUAAAUCUGUCACAAAUAAGUUUCUUGGUGAAAAGCAUAUUUCUUCAAGUGCCAAGUUUUAGGCUGUGUAUUCUAUGGAUUUAUACGGUAUUUAUUAUGUAGAAAAUGGCUUAAAUGUAUCACUUAUAACAAACUGUUGUAUUUGGAGAUGAUGUUAAUUCUCAAGUUUUUCCAUUCUCCCUCAGAAAGGUCUCAUACGAGGAUCAGAAGGGAGAGGGAUAAGAGCUUGUGUGCUUUUUGUAACUACAGAAGUCUUACAGAGUUUUCAGUGAAAAUUCUUAGUCCUUGUGGAUGCAGGUCAUUCUCUACAAGAUUAGUUUCACUGGUUGUCAGAGACGCUUGAAAUAAGUGCUUUAAUUAUACUUUUUAAGGAUACCUGGUUUUAGUCAGAGUAGCACUCUGAAAUAUAAGGAAUAUUUAAACAUUCGUAUUCUGAAAGACAGAUUUUGCAGGUUUCCUAGCUUCAAAAUUGUAAGUUGAACUACAUUGUUUCCCUUAUCACAUCUUGUUCUCUAUAUUGAGCAAACAGGAAAACAGGUCAUUUGUGAAUGAAGAGGAUGCAGCCGUGAUACAGUUUUUCAUCGUUUCCCUCAAGCACUAUUCUGAGAUCAGUGAAAUUGAAGCCAUUCUUUGCUCAACUAGAUCUGUUUUCAGUUUUGCGUUUUGGACUGCCCAGAUCACCCUGAUUUAAACAUACUGGUGAUUUUUUUUUUUAAUUGAAAAUUAUCUGAGGAAAAGCUACUGGAGCAUUUUCAGGAAGUCCUUACCUUACCAUGCUCCUUACUGUAGCUUGCUCAGCUGCUAGUUCAUAUUUGACAUGGAAUUCCAGGUUAAUAAUUACAAAAACUAUUCAUAGAAGACAGGUGGUUACUUUCCCAGUGGCUCUGCCGUGUUUCUUAAUCAUCUGAACAAAGCCUUUUUAUUAAAAGGAAAAGCCUGAGUAGGAGGGUGCUCUACUAGUUAGUUGAAUAGUAAGAUAGAAGGGGUAAGGCAUUGUCUAUUAGUAAACUUUAGUAUGUGUAAUAUGGGCAACUUGCACUGAUAGACAAAAUGAUGCUGCAGCAGUCAUGCAAAAAUAUGGGUGGUGGAUUGUAGAUGAUAAACUGGCUUAAAUUGACUGCUACUAUUCUUGACAGAUGCAACAAUUUUCCUUUGCCCCUUUGAUAUAGAACUAUGUAUGUGCAAGACUCUUCACCUACCUCUUAAUGUUAUGAUCCUUUCUUUUCAAAUGAGCUUGUUUUGUGUUUGUUCAAAGGUGUCAUGGAGUAAUGUGAUAAACACAGUUCUGAACGUGCUGGCUUAUGGGAAACUUUUUAAGUAGGAAUAAAAUAAAUGCUAUAUCAAAUAAAUACCAUUGGAGAAGGUCUGAAUGUUUUAUUUUACUACUUAGGAAUAUAGCAAUACUGAGGCUUUUGUGAUUGUAUGCACUACUCCCUCCCUCACAAAAACAUGAAAUUUGGUUUCCAAAGCAUUGUAGGUUCACUAGUUGUAGGGAAAUGUAACAAUUAUUUUGAAGAUAUUUUUGGAGUGGAGUAUUUUGAUGGCUUUUGGCAGCAUAUACUAUUAGAGGGAAAUGGGUUUUUUUAGCUUAAGGAAGGCAUGGACUUCAGUCAUUUGAAUAGGUAAAAUAAACCUAAACCCGGAGAUACACUUUGCCUGGCUGUUACUAUAUAACACUGGAAGGGUCGCCGCAGCAUUAACCCGGCGUGUAACGCAGGUGGUGCUGGGGCCCGCCGCGCUGCUCCUGCAGCAGCCGCACUCCGCUGCGGGGCGGGGCCUCCGCGCUGCGCGCAGGAUGAGGCCGGGCCCAACCCGCGCCGUUCCGCUUCCGGGUCACGGGGCGGGCGAGGAGGGGCCCCCAGCUGUUCGGCCGCUCGGAGCGGAGCGAGGCCAUAGCGGGCGUCCAGAGCACUGGAUGAUCGGAGCGUGUCCAGCCCGUCUCGAUAAACCAUGGCCUAUCAGCUGUACAGGAACACCACACUGGGGAACAGUCUUCAGGAGAGCCUGGAUGAGCUCAUACAGGGGUCUCUGAAUACAUACAGGUUCUGUGACAACGUAUGGACAUUUGUACUGAAUGAUGUUGAAUUCAGGGAGGUCACUGAACUUGUGAAAGUGGAUAAAGUGAAAAUUGUAGCAUGUGAUGGAAAAAACACUGGUUCCAAUACUGCAGAAUGAAUAGAACUGUGGUUUGUCUGCAAUGUUUUCUGCUAAUAUGCAGCACUUCCUGGAGAGAAGCGAGGAAAGGGACUGUAUUGAUACUUAAUUCCUGUGAUGCGGAUGUGAGUUAGUCCGUGCUAGAAAGCCUCCCAAUGAGAGCGGAAGAAAUACUUGUAGCAUUUCUUCAGUCUGCCUUCUAAGGCACGAAUACAAUGUUACCUUUUUUUGUUUUUUAAUUUACAACAGAUACUGUUGCCUUUUUUGUUCAAAAUAAUUUCUGUAAUAAAUUUUUAUUUAAAAACUUG